CAACGGCCAGUGUUAUAUAAACGAAUGGCAUUAGUAAUACACAAAUUGAUAGAUCUCAACGUAGUAAAAGAUAAAACAGAAGCAAAUGAUUACCAAUUCAAUUGUUCAAACACUAGUGUUUGUUACUGCUAUAUUAAUUUCCUCCACUGAAGCUGAUUAUGCAUGCUUCUGCAACUACAAUGUGGAAGCCUCGGUGUAUUCGAUUCCAGACUCGACGAGUUCGGUGUUGGGGUACAUGUAUGAAUUUGACUGUAAGUCAGUGGCAGUCACACACGGAGCGCACAAAGGAUUUUACCCGAUACAAUUUCAAGGACAGCUGGCAUACAUUGCGGCUGACACAACAGUUCGAAAUCAAACAUGCCCAGGGUCACCACAACUAACUGAUAUUAUUACCACAACGUCACAAAAACCCCAUGGUCAUUCCACAACCACAACGGGCACUUCCAGCUCAAUCACCACCACUGGACAAACUUCCGCAACAACCUCUGCAGCAGACCAAACAACCUCCCAAGCAACGUCAAUAGCCACGACCAAAGCAAUUUCUUCAACAACCACCCAACCAGUGACUUCAACAUCCAACCAUCCAACGACAACAACCACCACUCAACCAACGACAACAACUACCACUCAACCAACGACAACAACUACCUCUCAAACAACGACAACAACCACCACCCAACCAUCAACAACUACCAGCCAAUCCACGAUCACAACAAUAACCACUCCAACAGUGACGUGGCCGGGACUCACAUUAACAUCGACCGAGUACACAACAUCUCCAAAUCUGUAUUGGUCCAUGGCUGCAAAUGUCUCCGGCACUCCACUUCAGUAUCUUGGCAUCGGGUACAAUUUGUUGACUGGAAAUCCACUUGUUGCACGUGACCCGGGUCUGUUACUAAACAAACGAAUACUUCAGUUGACGGGAUCUUCGUCAGACGUGAGGGAAGCAAGCGUGUUGUUAGCUUCGACUUGCCCGAAUGUUACAACUAAAACACUUGUUCAUGGUUCUCAAUCGCUACAAAAGGAAAUGAUGACAUUGGUGCAGCCAUCUAGUACACACCCAAACUCACUGACCGCUCACGCCUUCGUUUAUAACAUCGAAUUUAAAUCACAACGAGGACACUUGGAGAACAACAACAACGUUUAUCAAGAUUCCCUGACAACGUGCACCAUGGGAAGUACGCAUUACCGUGGGAACAGCACAGCUCCGUUCGGAAAUUUCUCAGUUUCGCGCGAGUUUGCAAUAGCCGUUUGUAAAUUGUCAUCUGCAAACACUUCGGCGAUUAACGAAUUUCUUGAUGAAUGGGGAACGAGUGUUGUUUUAUCUGUUGGUAUUGGAACCAAAACACUAUAUAGAACAACAGAGUCUAUCCAGCAGCUAUUUCAGACUAUUCAGGCAACGGACCCUGCCCUCCUGGUCCACAGCGGCCCGUUCAACGGGUACCAAUCCUCCAUGUCGAUCAAUGAACAAAUGUACUCCACCAGCUCUGUCGCACAGCAGUCAUCGACUCAGAAUAUUGUCAUGACAGCUGGUGGUACCUCUCCAGUACCAGUGGGCUUGACGAUUGUUCCGAUUUCUGAUAUCAUACGCGCAGAAUAUUUUGCAUCGGUGUACGACAUCUUGGUAGCGGACUCUUCCUGCCCCGAUUCCAUUCUAGCCGGAGAACUGGAUACGAUCUCUUCAAACGUCAAGGCCGCCCUUGCCAACUAUAACGUCUACAAACAAUACGGGACUAAUAUUAAUCAAGUUCUCACAGAUCACAGUCUCCAAAUUCCGGUAACCUGGCCACGUGGUACAUAUGGCGUCAUGAAAACCACACUAGGAUGUCCAGGGUCACAAGUCACGUGGUUGCAGGGAUCGCGUUUCCAGGACACCGAGGACAUUAGCUCAAAAAAUUCGUUCACUCCUGAUAUUACUCGUUUCCUUGCUGGAUCGUUUGCCAGUAACAACAUUCAGACGGAAUUCUGCAUUAAAAGCCAGCCCCAAGUGUCUCAGUAUGACGGCGAUUGGCCGAGAGGGGCCUACUGCUUGCUGAAGAUGGGAAAUUGUCCAACAGGAUUUCAAGUCGGUUCUAUUUAUUGGGAUGACGAGGGCGUGUUCAACAAAAACAAAGCCAGCGGUACACUCCCUGAUGGCGAAUUCGGAUCAAAUACUAGGAUAUACUACUGUUGCAGAAACGACGGACGAACAUCGUCGCAAAUUAUUCUUCCAAAUGACCGACCGUUCGUUCUGCUUCGUUACGGACUAACCUGCCAGAACGUGCACUCCAUGCUGCUGAAAGAGCUUUAUGUUUACUGGGAUGAUGACGACCUUAGCAACUCGGAUUCCGCCAGUGGGAUGCAUCCCUAUGACGACGGAGGGAGUGAUAAUCACCGCCUCCACUUUUGCUACUAUCAGAAAAACAGUCCUGGAACAAGCAUUGUUGGAUAGUCUUGAAAACAACUUAAUACGUGUUAAGUUGUUGAGUGUAAUAAUAUCGAAUAAAUAAAAUUGUUCGUCUGGUU
Molecule: messenger RNA, 2505 nt
Organism: Dreissena polymorpha
Lineage: Eukaryota; Metazoa; Mollusca; Bivalvia; Myida; Dreissenidae
Product: mucin-3A-like
Exons: 14
Coding region: 86-2431 (781 amino acids)
Cellular component (GO): membrane
Molecular function (GO): wide pore channel activity
Source: RefSeq, a predicted model, not a curated record